This is a messenger RNA of Motacilla alba alba, 6557 nucleotides long. RefSeq names its product kinesin family member 21A (gene KIF21A). The record is from RefSeq and is a predicted model, not a curated record. The coding region runs from base 379 to 5394 and encodes 1671 amino acids. Gene Ontology annotation, biological process: mitotic spindle organization; microtubule-based movement. Gene Ontology annotation, molecular function: ATP binding; microtubule motor activity; microtubule binding. NCBI's taxonomy places the organism in Eukaryota, Metazoa, Chordata, Aves, Passeriformes, Motacillidae. The transcript has 37 exons.
UCCCCGCGCUGGCGGCGGCCCGGGGCGGGGCCGCUGGCGCACUGCGGCUGCAGCGGGCGGCGGCGCCGGAGCCGGCGGGGCGGGGGCCGGUGACCGGGGCCGUGGCUCGGCCCGCCGGUGGCUGACUGACAGCGCUCCCUGCCCAGGCGCUGGAAGGGCCGGGCCGGCGCGGGGCGGGCGGGGGAGGAGCAGGAGCGGUGCGAACCGCCCCGCACUGCCGCGGCUCUACCUAUUCAUUCAGUCACCUAAAAUGGCUGGAGAGAGGAGGUGGUGGAGCAGGCGGAGGAGGUGAGGGGGGAGCCGCAGCAGUGCCCCCAGCUCCUCCGCGGCCCGGCGGAGCUCCCGGCGCGGCUGCGGCCGCCCCUCGCCCGCGGCACCAUGUCGGCCGGCCCGGACGAGAGCUCGGUGCGGGUGGCGGUCAGAAUUAGACCACAGUUAGCCAAAGAGAAGAUUGAAGGAUGCCAUAUUUGUACAUCUGUCACUCCUGGUGAACCUCAAGUGUUCUUGGGAAAAGAUAAGGCCUUCACUUUUGAUUAUGUCUUUAACAUUGACUCACAGCAAGAAGAGAUCUAUGUACAGUGCAUAGAAAAGCUGAUUGAAGGUUGCUUUGAAGGCUAUAAUGCCACUGUCUUUGCUUAUGGCCAGACAGGUGCUGGCAAAACAUACACCAUGGGCACUGGAUUUGAUGUCAACAUAACAGAAGAGGAGCAAGGCAUUAUAUCACGUGCUGUUAAGCACCUUUUCAGAUGUAUUGAAGAAAAGAAACAAGGUGCUAUUAAGCAAGGACUUCCACCUCCCGAUUUUAAAGUGAAUGCACAGUUCUUAGAGCUUUACAAUGAAGAAAUUCUUGAUCUGUUUGAUACCACACGUGAUAUUGAUGCAAAGAAUAAAAAAUCAAAUAUUAAAAUACAUGAAGAUUCAGCAGGAGGAAUUUAUACAGUGGGCGUUACAACCCGAACUGUGAAUGGAGAAUCUGAGAUGAUGCAGUGCUUGAAGCUGGGAGCUCUGUCUCGAACCACUGCCAGCACUCAGAUGAACGUUCAGAGCUCGCGGUCGCACGCGAUCUUCACCAUACACUUGUGUCAGACCAGGGUCUGUCCCGCAUUUAACGCCGAUAAUGCCACUGAUAACAGGAUAAUAUCGGAGUCUUCUGAGAUGAAUGAAUAUGAAACUCUGACUGCCAAGUUUCAUUUUGUUGAUCUGGCGGGAUCUGAAAGGUUAAAGCGAACAGGAGCUACAGGAGAAAGGGCAAAGGAAGGCAUUUCCAUCAACUGUGGACUACUGGCACUUGGCAAUGUAAUUAGUGCACUGGGAGAUAAAAGCAAGAAGGCAACUCAUGUACCAUACAGAGAUUCAAAGCUUACAAGGCUGCUUCAAGACUCUCUUGGGGGAAACAGUCAAACGCUCAUGAUCGCGUGUGUGAGCCCUUCAGAUCGAGACUUCAUGGAAACUUUGAACACACUAAAGUACGCCAACCGGGCACGGAACAUCAAGAACAAAGUGAUGGUUAAUCAGGAUAGGGCCAGUCAGCAAAUAAAUGCUUUGCGCAGUGAGAUUGCACGGCUGCAGAUGGAACUCAUGGAAUACAAAACCGGUAAAAGGAUUAUAGAUGAAGAAGGCGUUGAAAGCAUCAAUGACAUGUUCCAUGAGAAUGCAAUGCUGCAAACAGAAAACAACAACCUGCGUGUUAGAAUUAAAGCAAUGCAAGAGACUAUUGAUGCUCUUAGAGCCAGAAUAACACAGCUUAUGAGUGAUCAGGCCAACCAAGUGCUAGCCAGGACAGGGGAAGGAAAUGAAGAAAUUAGCAACAUGAUUCAUAACUAUAUCAAGGAAAUUGAAGAUCUCAGAGCAAAAUUAUUAGAAAGUGAAGCAGUGAAUGAAAAUCUUCGACGCAAUUUGUCAAGAGCCUCGUCGAGAGCCACGUACUUCGGUGGACCAUCAGCAUUUUCUGCUUCUAUGCUUUCCUCAGAGAAAGAGACAAUGGAAAUUCUAGAUAUAGCCAAGAAAGAUCUAGAAAAGCUGAAAAAAAAAGAAAGGAAAAAGAAAAAGAGGCUACAGAAACUUGAGGAAAGCAGUCAAGAAGAAAGAAGUGUUAAGGAGGAUAACACAGACAACGAGCAGGAGAAAAGAGAUGAAAAAGGCACUUCAGAGAGAGAGAAUAAUGAAUUGGAGGGAGAGGAAAUUCAGGAAGGCAGUGAUCAUGACGAUGAAGAAGAGGAAGAUGAUGAGGAUGAAGAUGAUAUGGAAGUUGUUGAAAGCUCAGAUGAAUCAGAUUCUGACUCUGAUGAAAAAGAAAAUUAUCAAGCUGACUUGGCAAAUAUCACCUGUGAAAUAGCCAUUAAGCAGAAACUGAUAGAUGAGCUAGAAAACAGCCAGCGAAGGUUGCAAACACUGAAAAAACAGUAUGAAGAGAAACUAAUGAUGCUACAACAUAAAAUUCGAGACACUCAGCUUGAAAGAGAUCAGGUUCUCCAAAACUUGGGUUCUGUAGAGACCUACUCAGAAGAAAAGGCAAAAAAAAUCAAGUCAGAAUAUGAAAAGAAACUCCAAGCCAUGAAUAAAGAAUUGCAGAGACUUCAAACAGCGCAAAAGGAACAUGCACGUUUGCUUAAAAAUCAGUCUCAAUAUGAAAAGCAGCUGAAGAAACUGCAGCAGGAGGUGACAGAGAUGAAGAAAACCAAGGUUCGCUUGAUGAAACAAAUGAAAGAAGAGCAGGAGAAAGCUAGAAUGACUGAAUCUAGAAGAAACAGAGAGAUUGCACAGCUUAAAAAGGAGCAACGCAAACGAGAGCAUCAGCUCAAGCUUCUGGAAGCUCAGAAAAGAAACCAAGAAGUUAUCUUACGUCGCAAAACUGAAGAGGUCACAGCCCUUCGUCGGCAGGUAAGGCCUCUGUCUGAUAAAGUGGCAGGAAAAGUGAGUCGGAAGCUGAGUCUGCCUGAGCAUUCCAUGCAGGAAGCAAGUUCUAGUUUGUCAGGAGAACAUGAUGGCUCCAGAACAGCAGCACAGCAGAAGAUGAGGAUUCCUGUUGCAAGGGUUCAAGCAUUAUCUGUAACUGCAACAAAUGGGACAGGAAGGAAGUACCAGCGGAAAGCAGUGACGAGCAGAGUUUACUCCUCCAAGGCAGCCAGGAUGAAGUGGCAGUUACUGGAACGCAGAGUGACUGACAUCAUUAUGCAGAGGAUGACUAUUUCCAACAUGGAGGCAGAUAUGAACAGGCUGCUUACGCAACGUGAAGAGCUCACCAAAAGAAGAGAUAAGCUUUCAAAGAAGAGGGAGAAGCUCAUCAAGGGUGGGGGUGGCAGUGAAGCAGAUAGAAAUGUCCAAAACAUAAAUGAGGAGAUGGAAUCAGUAACUGCAAAUAUAGACUACAUCAAUGACAGCAUUUCUGACUGCCAAGCAAAUAUUAUGCAAAUGGAAGAAGCAAAGGAAGAAGGAGAGACCUUGGAUGUAACAGCAGUGAUUAAUGCUUGCACUUUGACAGAAGCUCGAUAUUUGCUUGAUCACUUCCUUAUGAUGGGUAUCAAUAAGGGUCUCCAAGCAGCUCAGAAAGAAGCUCAGAUCAAAGUUCUUGAGGGACGCCUUAAGCAGACAGAAAUUACUAGUGCUACUCAAAACCAACUGCUGUUUCAUAUGCUAAAAGAAAAAGCUGAAUUAAAUCCUGAACUUGAUGCUUUUCUGGGUCAUGCUUUGCAAGACCUAGAUAGCAUACCACUGGAAAAUUUGGAAGAUAGUACUGAUGAGGAUGCCCCAUUGCAUAGUCCUGGAACAGAAGGAAGUUCAUUAUCUUCAGAUCUCUUGAAGCUUUGUGGUGAAGUCAAGCCCAAAAGCAAGGCCCGGCGCAGGACCACCACCCAGAUGGAGCUGCUGUAUGCAGCCAGCAGCGACCUGGGCUGCGACAGCAGUGCUGCAGACUCUGCCCUGGCUGCCUCUGCCUCCUCAGCCGCAGAAACCCAACAAAGUGGGGUGGCUGCUGACACACAUGACACUUCUGCUAGGGAAAGAGAGUUUAUACCCCCACCAUCUGGCUUACCUUCUAAGAUAGGCAGCAUUUCGAGACAACCAUCUCUUCCAGAGAAGAAAAUACCUGAGCCUUCACCUUUAGCAAAGAGAAAAGCCUAUGAGAAAACAAUGGAAAAGACAAAGACAAAAGAACAAAAACUCUCAGAUUCUGGAGCCCCAGAGGCUAGUCUGUCACCUCCUACUUCCCCACCAAGCCGGCCCCGUAAUGAAAUGAAUGUUUUUAGUCGUCUUACUGUUUCUCAGGGAAACACAUCAGUUCAGCAGGAUAAGUCUGAUGAAAGUGAUUCCUCUCUGUCGGAGGUACAAAGGGGGAUAAUUAACCCAUUUCCUGCUCCAAAAGGCAUCCGAUCGUCCCCGCUCCAGUGUAUCUAUACAGCUGAGGGACACACCAAGGCUGUGCUUUGUGUUGAUGCAACUGAUGAUCUUCUCUUCACUGGAUCUAAAGAUCGUACCUGUAAAGUCUGGAAUCUGGUAACUGGACAAGAGAUUAUGUCUUUAGGGGGUCAUCCAAAUAAUGUGGUUUCUAUUAAAUAUUGCAACUACACAAGCCUGGUCUUCACAGUUUCAACCUCCUAUAUUAAGGUGUGGGACAUCAGAGAUUCUGCCAAGUGCAUUCGGACGCUGACGUCUUCAGGCCAAGCUAUGCCUGCUGAUGUGUGUUCAGGAAGUACUAACAGAACAGUUGCUAUCCCAGCUGGAGAGAACCAGAUCAAUCAAAUUGCACUAAAUCCAACUGGCACAUUCCUCUAUGCAGCUGCUGGAAACUCAGUGAGGAUGUGGGACCUGAAAAGAUUUCAGUCUACAGGAAAGCUAACUGGUCACCAGGGUCCUGUCAUGUGCCUUACUGUCGAUCAGAUCUCCAAUGGACAAGAUCUUAUUAUCACUGGUUCAAAGGAUCAUUAUAUAAAGAUGUUUGAUGUGACUGAAGGAGCUCUUGGAAGCGUGAGUCCUACACACAAUUUUGAACCUCCUCAUUAUGAUGGCAUUGAAGCACUUGCUAUUAUGGGAGAUAACCUUUUUAGUGGCUCGAGAGAUAAUGGAAUUAAGAAAUGGGAUUUGUCUCAAAAAGACCUUCUUCAGCAAGUCCCUAAUGCUCAUAAGGACUGGGUGUGUGCUCUUGGCCUGGUGCCUGGUGUGCCGGUUCUGCUCAGCGGCUGCAGGGGAGGCACCCUCAAGCUCUGGAACGUGGAUACCUUUGCACCCAUCGGGGAGAUGAAGGGACAUGACAGCCCUAUUAAUGCCAUCUGCACCAACUCCAGCCAGAUUUUUACAGCAGCAGAUGAUCGCACUGUGAGGAUCUGGAAAGCUCGAAAUAUAAUGGAUGGACAGAUCUCAGAUACAGGAGAUGCAAAUGAAGAUCUUGCCAGUAAUUGAAAUUACGGGGGAUAAAGGAAUGCAUUGAUCAAUUUGAGGUGCACUCUAUGCAGUUUGCUGCAUAUCUGUUAGUUAAACACUGAUGACUGGAAUGGACUGAAAAUGUGUGAACUCUUCCACUAGACCUGCUGUCCUUAAAAUAUGUACUGUAUUUAAUAACCUCUUGGUAACAUAGCUUGAGUCUCAACAGUCACGUGUAUCUCUAUAUAUUACGGCUGAAUUUGUGUGCACAUGUAAUACUUGCAAUUUAAAUUAACUGGAAUUCAGUCUUCUCUAAUGACCAUCUCAAAAUUAUAACCUGAAAUAUAUAACAAAAGUGCUCUGCUGUAUUUCACUCACAAGUAUGAUCAGCUGUUUUGCAUUUUAGGGUAACAGGGGAAGGAACGUGUCCCAGGAAUAAGCCUUUGAUGAGAGGCAGUGUGAAGAUUUUAAAGGUCACUUACACUGUUGUUAGGAAAGUGGAGUGAAUAAUAGAUGGGAAGAAGCUGUUAAGGAUACAUCUACCUGACACGGCUGUAUCCUGCUAACAGCAAAUGCCAUAUGAUUUGUGUGUUGAUAGCAUAUAAUCUGUGUUGACCAAAGUUGUGCAGCUGUGUAUACUCUGUGCUCAGGACUAGAACUCAAAUGCCCACAAAUGGCUAUGUUUUAUUUGUGUUUUGCCUGUGUUCUGCAAUGACUAGAUGUUCAUAAUGUCAUGAUAAAUAUAUCUUAAUCUAUUUUUCUUACGGAUUUGUUUCUAUCAUCUCACAUUUUCUUUUUUUUUUUAAAGCAAAUUGUCUUUCCUUUUUAUCUAAUUUUAUAUGCUGCUAAAUGUAUUUUAAAUACACUGUUUUGCAAACCUUGGCAGUUACUUUGAGAACUGAACCACGUUUAUUGGGAAAAGCUAUGUAAAUAUAUGGUUGUAUAAAGAAAAUAUCUUAUCUUGUGCCUGUAUGACUUUUAAAGCUCUUGGAACCUGGAUAUUGAGGGAGGAUGUAUAAUUUACCCAACUGCUCUGAAUAUUAAUUUGUAAAUUCUGCAAAUUUUAAAAUUUUAUGUAGAUUCAGAAACACUGUUUGGAUAUUGAGAUUUUUUUGGUUGUUUUGUUUUUAUUUUUCAGAAAAUAUCAGUCUGUAAAUUAUAGCUUGUGUAGGUAACAAAUAAAGAUGUGAAUGUGAACUGCU